AUGCAGCGACUCUGUAGGGCAAGCAGCGCCGCCCUGCGUGCGACUCGCUCGCAAUGUCUUUCAAAACCCUCAUCCUCCCUCUGCGCCUCCCGCCGCCCUCUCGCCCUCUUGACUCAGAAGCGAUACAAGAGCGCUCUCUUCAACGCCCCUGACCCCAACGACAACUUCCUCCAAGGCGAGAAUGCGAACUAUAUCGACGAGAUGUACGUGCAGUACAAGCAGGACCCAAAGAGCGUCCACGUCUCAUGGCAGGUCUACUUCAAGAACAUCGAGAGCGGCAACAUGCCCAUCUCGCAGGCUUUCCAGCCGCCCCCGAACCUGGUCCCCAGCUCCUCCGCCGCCGUCACCGGCCUGGCCGCCGGUGCAGGCGUUGGCAUCGGCGAGGGCUCCGACAUCGACAACCACCUCAAGGUCCAGCUGCUGGUGCGCGCGUAUCAGGCAAGAGGGCACCACAAGGCGAGAAUUGACCCCCUCGGCAUCCGUCAGGAGCAGAAGGGCUUCGGAAACAUCAAGCCCAAGGAGCUGGAGCUGGACUACUACCAGUUCACCGAGAAGGACCUGGACACCGAGUACACCCUGGGGCCCGGCAUCCUGCCCCGCUUCAAGAGGGACGGCCGUGAGAAGAUGACUCUGCGCGAGAUCAUCGAUGCUUGCGAGAGGAUCUACUGUGGCUCCUUCGGUGCAGAGUUUAUACACAUCCCGGACAGGGAGAAGUGCGACUGGCUGAGGGAGCGCAUCGAAGUCCCCAAGCCAUUCACCUAUUCCCACGACGAGAAGAGGCGCAUCCUGGACCGCCUCAUCUGGAGCUCGAGCUUCGAGUCCUUCCUAGCCACCAAGUACCCCAACGACAAGCGGUUCGGUCUUGAAGGCUGUGAGACCCUGGUUCCCGGAAUGAAGGCCCUCAUCGACCGUAGUGUCGACUACGGCGUCAAGGACAUAAUUAUUGGAAUGCCCCACCGUGGGCGUCUGAAUGUGCUCAGCAACGUCGUCCGCAAGCCCAACGAGUCCAUUUUCAGCGAAUUCGCAGGUACUUCGGCUGCCGAGGACGAGGGCUCUGGCGAUGUCAAGUACCACCUGGGUAUGAACUUCGAGAGGCCCACCCCGUCUGGAAAGCGCGUCCAGUUGUCUCUGGUUGCCAACCCGUCUCAUCUGGAGGCCGAGGACCCCGUCGUCCUGGGCAAGGCUCGCGCCAUUCAGCACUACAACAACGAUGAGAAGACGCACCGUACUGCGAUGGGCGUCCUCCUCCACGGUGACGCUGCCUUCGCCGCCCAGGGCGUCGUCUACGAAUGUCUCGGAUUCCAGUCUCUGCCUGCCUACUCGACGGGUGGCACCAUCCAUAUCGUCGUCAACAACCAGAUCGGCUUCACCACCGACCCUCGUUUUGCCCGCUCGACCGCCUACUGUACUGAUAUCGCCAAGGCUAUCGACGCCCCCGUCUUCCACGUCAACGCCGACGACGUCGAGGCCGUCAACUUUGUCUCUCAGCUUGCUGCUGACUGGAGGGCUGAGUUCCAGUCGGAUGUCGUCAUUGACUUGGUGUGCUACCGCAAGCACGGUCACAACGAGACAGACCAGCCCUCUUUCACGCAGCCGCUCAUGUACAAGAGGAUCCAGUCGCAUGACCCACAAAUUGACAUUUACGUGGACAAGCUGCUCAAGGACGGUACGUUCACCAAGGAGGACAUCGAAGAGCACAAGAAAUGGGUCUGGGGGAUGCUCGAAGAGAGCUUCUCAAAGUCCAAGGACUACCAGCCCACGUCCAAGGAGUGGACCACGUCCGCAUGGAACGGGUUCAAGUCCCCCAAGGAGCUCGCAACCGAGGUUCUGCCUCAUCUCCCCACCGCUGUGAGGAAGGAUACGCUGGAUCACAUCGGUGAGAUGAUCGGUGGCGCUCCCGAAGGCUUCAACAUCCACCGCAACCUGAAGCGAAUCCUGUCCAACAGGACCAAGACCGUGCUUGAGGGCAAGAACAUUGACUGGUCGACCGCCGAGGCUCUUGCGUUUGGAUCGCUCGUGUCUGAAGGACACCAUGUCCGUGUCGCCGGGCAGGACGUUGAGCGCGGAACUUUCUCUCAGCGUCAUGCAGUGUUCCACGACCAGGAGAGCGAAGACACCUACACCCCUCUGCAGCACAUCAGCAAGGACCAGGGCAAGUUUGUCAUCUCAAACUCCUCGUUGAGCGAGUAUGGUGCCAUGGGCUUCGAGUACGGCUACUCUCUAUCUUCGCCAAAUGCUUUGGUCAUGUGGGAGGCUCAGUUUGGUGACUUCGCAAACAACGCACAGUGUGUCAUCGACCAGUUCAUCGCCUCUGGCGAGGUGAAGUGGAUGCAGAGAACUGGCCUUGUCCUAUCCCUCCCCCAUGGAUACGAUGGACAAGGACCCGAGCACUCCUCCGGCCGUAUCGAGCGAUACCUGCAACUCUGCAACGAGGACCCUCGCAUCUUCCCAUCAGAGGACAAGCUGCAGCGCCAGCACCAGGACUGCAACAUGCAGAUUGCAUACAUGACAACGCCUGCCAAUUUGUUCCACGUUCUGCGGCGCCAGAUGAACAGGCAGUUCCGAAAGCCCUUGAUCAUCUUCUUCUCCAAGUCCCUUCUCCGCCACCCGAUAGCCCGCUCCAACAUCGAGGAUUUCACUGGUGACUCCCAGUUCCAGUGGAUCAUCGAGGACCCAGCCCACGAGGCCGGCGACAUCAAACCCCGCGAGGAAGUCGACCGUGUCGUGAUCUGCAGCGGACAGGUGUACACGGCGUUGCACAAGUACCGCGCCGACAACGGCAUCAAAGAUGUGGCUAUCACACGUAUCGAGCAACUCAACCCAUUCCCUUGGCAGCAACUCAAGGAGAACUUGGACAGCUACCCCAACGCUAAGACGAUCGUCUGGGCGCAGGAGGAACCGCUGAAUGCUGGCGCGUGGAGCUUCACGCAACCGCGUAUCGAGACGCUGCUCAACGAGACACAGCACCACGACCACAAGCAUGUCAUGUACGCGGGCCGCAACCCAAGCGCAUCGGUGGCGACGGGCCUGAAAGCAAACCAUGUCAAGGAGGAACAGGAGCUGCUUGAGGUUGCAUUUACGGUGACGCAGGACAAGUUGAAGGGAGAAUAA
This is a messenger RNA of Diaporthe citri, 3111 nucleotides long. RefSeq lists its product as uncharacterized. The transcript is spliced from 2 exons. Gene Ontology annotation, cellular component: mitochondrion; oxoglutarate dehydrogenase complex. Gene Ontology annotation, molecular function: thiamine pyrophosphate binding; oxoglutarate dehydrogenase (succinyl-transferring) activity. The record is from RefSeq and is a predicted model, not a curated record. NCBI's taxonomy places the organism in Eukaryota, Fungi, Ascomycota, Sordariomycetes, Diaporthales, Diaporthaceae. Gene Ontology annotation, biological process: tricarboxylic acid cycle. The coding region runs from base 1 to 3111 and encodes 1036 amino acids.